GCCAGUUCAGCGAGAUCCUCGCAGAGUUUUCCUGCAUAUCAGGAGUUGCCUUCACGAUGAGGAAGCAAGCUCAGAUCUUAGGCAGCAGCAUGGCACUCGAGCACCUCCGCGACAUAGUUUCACAGCGCGCCCAGCUCGGGGCCGUCCUUUCGCCCAAAACUGGGCAUCUCGGCAUACGCGCUGCAUGUCCGGUCGAAGGCUGCGGGCUGAGCGAUAAGGCCGGCGUCCGCAACCGUUACCUCGAAGACGACAGCAUCUCAUUCCAUUGCCUGGCGCAUGGCGACUUUGCUAUCAGCCUUCACGAUCCUCAGCAGGCGGCAAGACUGGAGCUCAAUACGCCCAUGCGGAACUUGCUCCGCAACCGACUCUUUGGCACCGAUCCCGCCGCUCACUGGAUCCAGGUCAUCGGGGCCGACUACGCUGGCUUCUACCAGGAGCAGCUCCUCUGGCAACCACUUGCGGCGGCGGACAUGCCACUCGAAAAGCUCCCUCUCAUUGUUUACAGCCCGCAGAUUCUCGACUGGUCCGGCGCGAAGCUCUCCAAGAGCUUGUACGUGGAGCCGUCCGCUUACUCGUAUCUGCGAGGCACAAACCUUGAAUACAUGCUGGGCUAUCACCUACUGCCGGCGAGCGGGUUCACGCUCGAGCACAUCUACCGAGUCUGUUCCCAAUGGAUCGACCAACCACACAAACUCUUUCGGGCCUACUCGAUUUACCAUCUCCAUGACCUCCUCACCGCCUCCAGGAACAAGGCAGUCUCGAGCCCGGACGAAGGACGCGGAGAAGAGUGAUGUUCAGUUGGGACGAGAUACAAGUUGAGA
Messenger RNA from Ilyonectria robusta, 821 nucleotides. RefSeq lists its product as uncharacterized. Bases 57 to 791 code for a protein of 244 amino acids. Lineage: Eukaryota; Fungi; Ascomycota; Sordariomycetes; Hypocreales; Nectriaceae. The transcript has a single exon. The record is from RefSeq and is a predicted model, not a curated record.